Molecule: messenger RNA, 2595 nt
Organism: Nanorana parkeri
Lineage: Eukaryota; Metazoa; Chordata; Amphibia; Anura; Dicroglossidae
Gene: TPO
Product: thyroid peroxidase
Exons: 14
Coding region: 1-2595 (864 amino acids)
Biological process (GO): response to oxidative stress; thyroid hormone generation
Cellular component (GO): membrane
Molecular function (GO): calcium ion binding; iodide peroxidase activity; heme binding
Source: RefSeq, a predicted model, not a curated record
AUGGCAAAGGUUUUGAUCGUUAAUGUUGCUUUCCUUUUUAGAAGUUUAGAUACUGAUGACCUAUCUUCAACCAAACCAGAAAACAAAACGAUUUUCAAAAAUGAGGAGAACAGAAAGCACAUGAUGCAAGCUAUAAUGAAUGGAGCCUACAAACCUUCUUCACACCCAGUUGGAACGGCUCCUGAUAUUCUUAAUAUUAUUGUGAAUAUCACCGGUUGCAUUCCACAAUAUAAAGCACCAACCUGUGCCAAAAAUUGCCUGGCCUCUAAAUACAGGCAAAUAAAUGGAGCCUGCAACAACAGAAAACAUCCUACCUGGGGGGCAUCAAAUACAAUUCUAACUCGGUGGCUUCCAUCACAAUAUGAAGAUGGGAUGAAUGAGCCGAAGGGCUGGAAUCCAGAUUUCCUCUACAGCAGUUUUCUACUGCCGCCAGUUAAAGUAGUUACAAAGAAAAUAAUUAAUGCAUCAAACAAAGAUUUUCAUGAUGAUGGAUUGUAUUCACACAUAAUCGUUGAAUGGGGCCAGUAUAUAUCCCAUGACAUGGCUUUUACACCACAAAGUAUCACAAAAUGGCCAACAAUGUGGGGAGUCGACUGUCGCUCUACUUGUGACAAUCAGAAGUCUUGUUACCCCAUAAAGAUACCUACCAAAGAGUCUUUUUCGCAAAAUGGCUGCAUUCCAUUUUAUCGCUCUACAGCAGCAUGUGGAACUGGAGAUCAAAAUGUCAUACUUGGAAUACCAUCUGCUGAGAAUCCAAGAGAACAAGUUAACACUUUAACUUCAUUCAUUGAUGCAUCUACAGUCUAUGGCAGCACAGCAGCUGUAGAAAAGAAAGUGAGGAACUUUUCCAGUGAGGAAGGACUGCUGAGAGUAAAUACUCAAUAUUUUGAUCAUGGAAGAGACUACAUGCCAUUCGUAGAUGACACUCCAUCACUCUGCCUUCAAGAUCCUCAUUCUGCUUCUAAAGAAAGAAUUGAAUGUUUCUUUGCUGGUGAAAGUAGGUCAAAUGAAGUCAUAUCUUUGGCAGCAAUCCAUACAUUGUGGGUGAGAGAACACAAUCGAUUGGCCAAAGCUUUGAAGAACCUCAAUCCUCACUGGACCUCUGAAACAACAUACCUGGAGGCUCGAAAGAUUGUUGCUGCUUUACAUCAGAUAAUCACAGUUCGCGAUUAUAUUCCUAAAAUCGUUGGUUCAUCAGCCUUUCAUCAGUAUAUGGGCAACUAUCAAGGAUACGAUGAAAACGCAGAUCCCUCAAUUUCAAAUGUAUUUUCAACAGCAGCAUUUCGCUUUGGCCAUGCAACCAUACCUCCCAUUCUGCACAGAUUGGAUUCUCAGUAUAGAGACCACCCGCUUUAUCCAAAACUUCUACUGAACGAAGUCUUCUUUCGGCCAUGGAGGAUAAUAAAAGAAGGUGGUUUAGUUCCAUUGAUAAGAGGUCUGUUAGGAAAACCAGCAAAGUUGCCGACACAGAAGGAGCUUAUGAAUGAAGAGUUAACAGAAAAGCUGCUUGUGCUAUCCAUUAAUGGUUCAAUGGAUUUGGCAUCCCUUGAUUUGCAGCGGGGUCGUGACCAUGGCUUACCAGGAUACAAUGACUGGCGAGAAUAUUGCAAAUUACCAAGAUUGGACACUUCAGCAGACAUGACAAUGGUUAUUUCUGAUGCAAAAAUAAUCAGUAGAAUUAUGGAGCUAUAUGAGCACCCUAAUAAUAUAGAUGUGUGGCUAGGUGGCUUAAUAGAAGAUCUUCUUCCUGACUCUAGAACUGGACCUUUGUUUGCAUGUCUAAUUACAAAGCAAAUGAAAGCACUGAGAGAUGGAGACAGGUUUUGGUUUGAAAACCCCAUGGUGUUUACUGAGACUCAGAGAAAGGAACUUGAGAGGCAUUCUCUUUCCCGUGUAAUUUGUGAUAAUACAGGCCUGAGUCAUGUACCACCUGAUGCCUUUCUUACAGGAAAAUAUCCAGAUGAAUUUGUAUCAUGUGACAGUGUGCCCAGCCUAGAUCUCAAGGUGUGGAAGGAGGAUAUCGAACAAAGUACAUCCUGUGGCCUUCCAAUGAAGAUAGAAAAUGGUGCCUUUGUGUUUUGUUCAGAGGCCGUGCUAAUUUAUUUUUGUUACUCUGGCUAUUACUUAGAAGGACAUGAAGAAUUAGUCUGUCAAGGAAAUCACUGGAAUACCAAACCCCCAUUUUGUUCAGAUAUCGAUGAAUGUUUGGAUGAAGUGAAUCCCCCAUGCCAUUCUUCUGCAACAUGCAAGAACACCCAAGGCAGCUAUGAAUGCACCUGCACAGAUCCAUACCAACUCACUGAAGAUAAAAGGACCUGUAUAGAUUCUGGGCGCCUACCUCAUGCUGCCAUAGUAUCAAUCGUUGUAGGUGCCAUCCUUCUGGCUUCCUGGGCUGCACUGUGCUGGAUUUUAGUUUGCAGAGGAGAACUUCUCUUCAAACCCAACAAGUCCAACAGCGGUGAAGAUCUGACAGAAUCAUCCCUACAAAUGAAUUGUUCCAAAUGUCACAGAAUAUCUCUGUCCUUUCCAUCAAUACCCUUAGAACCAAUCCAUAAGGAAACAAACAAUGGUCACCAUAUUUUACUUCAUGUGUGA